This is a messenger RNA of Synchiropus splendidus (mandarinfish), 1984 nucleotides long. RefSeq names its product PIH1 domain containing 2 (gene pih1d2). The transcript is spliced from 5 exons. Gene Ontology annotation, biological process: rRNA processing; box C/D snoRNP assembly. The record is from RefSeq and is a predicted model, not a curated record. Lineage: Eukaryota; Metazoa; Chordata; Actinopteri; Syngnathiformes; Callionymidae. The coding region runs from base 138 to 1085 and encodes 315 amino acids. Gene Ontology annotation, cellular component: cytoplasm; ribonucleoprotein complex; R2TP complex.
ACACAGCAAAACGAACCGGGCAGUGGUUUCACGUUAGCUUGACCACAUGAGACCAUCUUUAUCGCUAAGUGACUUGGAGUCAAAGUGGCGACACAGUUAGCUGCUAACCCGAGUUUAGCUAGCGUGGUCACCUCAGAAUGUCGUCGCUUGGAGACUCCGGUGAAGUCCUGCAGCAGGUCUGCAGCUUGUGGUCCAUGAUGGAUGAUCUUUGCCAGAGUGACCCAGAAGGUUACCGAACAUUCAUCCAGCAGCAAGUGAAAGCUGGAGCCGAGCACAACUCUCCACCGGACGUCCACUGUCGACUUCGUACUUCAACUCUGGAACCAGAGGAAACUGCUCUCUACAUCAACAUAUGCAGCUGGAAACGUGUGCCGGCACGGCAGGAUCCCAGCAUGCCGCUGCCAGUGUGUGCUGGGAAACUGGAGAAAGAGUCGGAUGAAGAUGGGUGCUUCAUCUUGGACGUGGCAUUUAACCCCUGUGUGCUGCAGGAGUGUGAGAGGGACCAGGAGAAGAUGAAGCAGCUCUUCAUGCAGGUCAUGGGAUUCUUCCAGCAGCAGCAUGGAAUGAAGUUAUCUCCCCAGCACACCGUGGUGAACAGCUGCCCAAGAAGCUCAGUUGGUGAUCUGUACAGGCGGCUGGGGUUUCAGAAGAGCCCGAAAAGAACCGAUCUACUCAACACAGCCAGCCAGAAUCUAGCACCGAUAAUGCAGCAGCUUUCUCUCCACUCGCAAGGAGGCCGAGGCCCGGCAGCGCAGUUCAGCGGCGGACCGGCCAAGCCCGAAAAGACUGAUUUGAUCCAGGUCGUCUCCAGCACAUCUGCGCAGCCAGAGAAGCCAAGUCAUCGUUUUGAGGUGAAGACAGACGCCGCAGGUGCUGCCUCCAAAUUGGAAGUGACAGUGGAGCUGCCGAAGGUGUCUGCUGCGCUGGAUUGUCGGCUGGAAAUCUCACAUGAGGAACUCUUGCUGCAGGUGGAGGACGUCUACUAUUUACUGAUGGACUUCCCAAGAGCCGUGAAUGACAAAACGGCAGCUGCGGUCUUCGACAAACACACUCGGAAGCUCAUUUUGCAAGUGGAUCUGUUAUGAAAAGCCAGUUGGUCCCACGUUCAGACUCUGAAAACGGGCCAGAGCGGGUUCCAGUUUGAAACACGUGCAAACCCCAGGGAGUCACGAAUAAACAGAUAAACCCCUCACCCCUCCUGUAAUUAUUGAAUCUGUGUGGGCUGAGCAUCUGCAGUAAAUUCUGAUUUUAACCUGCGAGGAAAAAGAAGGGACAUUAAUGACAAUCUGUGGCCUUUGUUGAUUCAUUCGUGGGUGCGUGUGUGGAGGUGUGUAAUGGCUCCAAGCUGGCGUCCUGUGUAAUUAGCAUAGCAGGAGUAAUUGACAACAGAAUCGAUCCACGCGCUAAUAUAUGUUUAUUAAAACAUCAACAGCACAGGAAUCACUGUUUGGCAAUCUGGAACUUGUGUGAAACGUCAGUAAACAUUUUCGUCCGUACAGAUAAUGGCAUCGCACAGCAACAGCUUUGGAGUUUUUACGGAAUCAUCUUUCACAGUUACGACGAGCGAUGAGCAGCAAAAACGCCCGAGAAGCAUCCCUUACCAAAGUGAGAGAAGAAGCUUAAAUAAAAGUUCAGAACAAGGUCAGUUGGUCCCUGUUGGAUGUAAACGAAACACUCUCUCUGUGUCGCUUCCAUUUUUCUUAAUGUCCGACAUUUGAAAACGUGUUUACACGCGCUGUAUAUAAACAAACCUUUGCUGAGACUAUACAUCCUGGCAGAUGGCAGGGAAUGUUCAGAUGCUUAUGAAGAGGAAUGGACAUUGGACUGGUGUGUGUUCUGUGGUUAACUGUCUUACUACUCAUCAAAAGUGUUCUUGUGUGUGCGGGAAAUUAAAAGUCUUUGUAGCGCAUCCACUGUCAAAGCGACACUGAAGCUUUUUUACAUUCGCAAAUGAAGUACACAGGAUUAAAUACCUCAUGGUUCA